Peromyscus leucopus (white-footed mouse) is the source of this 1590-nucleotide messenger RNA. Its product is annotated as isopentenyl-diphosphate delta-isomerase 2-like. Lineage: Eukaryota; Metazoa; Chordata; Mammalia; Rodentia; Cricetidae. Gene Ontology annotation, cellular component: cytoplasm. Gene Ontology annotation, biological process: isopentenyl diphosphate biosynthetic process; isoprenoid biosynthetic process. The transcript has 6 exons. The record is from RefSeq and is a predicted model, not a curated record. Bases 694 to 1590 code for a protein of 298 amino acids. Gene Ontology annotation, molecular function: isopentenyl-diphosphate delta-isomerase activity.
CAAUGUCUUACAAAUGGGUCUCAUUAUGACAUUUUCAUACAUAAGGAAUUGACCAUAUUUAUCUCCCUCUUCACAUUUCUUUAAAGAGAGUGAAGGCCAGGCAUAAGGACCCAUGCCAGUCAUAUCAGUACUUAUAAUGCUUUUGCUGAAAGAUAGUGAGUUUAACUGAGCCUAACCUGGGCUAACUAGCAAAAUUGUCUUGAACACACAAACAAGAGGAAAAGGAUGAUGGAAAGAUUUGGUGAAAAUAAAUGUUACUGACAAUAUGUUCUUAGAGAAUCCAUUUGACACUAAGCAGGAUGCACCAGCCUUUCUGUGGGUGAACACAACUUUCUAGAAAGGCUAUAGAAUGUCCCCACGUCUGUUCAAACCUUCAGACCAUUGUUUAAAAAUGUCACAAGCAGCAUUACCUGUACUUUUCGUCAGCAUUUAUUCCUUUUGUGGGGGUUUACUUUUGAAUCUUCUUUGAAAAGACUCUAGGGAGCAUGAGGGCUAUGUUCUCACUCAGAAAGUCAUCAAGACCUUCUGUCCAAGAGAUACAAUUGGAAGCACAUUAUGCCCCUGUUGUAGCUAACGAAGGUGCUGCAUCAGUGUAUAGUAUUUUUGUCACUGAGAGAUGAAGGCAUGUAAUGAUCUUUGAGGUGUUUGGUAACAAACAGCAAGAAAUGAGAUGAUGAUAUUCUUCACGCAAAGAUGAAACUGUAUGUGUCCAUUUCAUGUCAGAUCACAGACAUGUCUGAUGCCACUGUUGACUGGAUUGAUGGACACCAGCUACAGCGUUUAGAUCAAAUGCUGAUUGUUGUUGAUGAAAAUGACAAGGUCAUUGGUGCAGACACCAAGAGGAAUUGUCAUCAGAAUGAAAACAUCGAGAAAGGGCUGCUCCACCGAGCCUUCAGUGUUGUUCUGUUUAACUCAGAGAAGAAGGUUCUGAUUCAGCGCCGAGCAGACACGAAACUUACUUUCCCGGGGCACUUUACUGACUCCUUUUCCAGCCAUCCACUAAGUAAUCCUGAAGAAUUGGAAGAGAAAGAUGCCUUGGGUGUGAGGAGGGCAGCCCUGAGACGUCUGCAGGCUGAGCUGGGCAUCCCCGAGGACCAGGUUUCUCUAGAGGACAUCGUGUUUAUGACAAGAUAUCAUUAUAAGGCGAAAUCAGAUGUGGUCUGGGGAGAACAUGAAGUCUGUUACCUUCUGCUUAUCAGGAAGGAUGUCACUAUCAGCGCAGAUCCCAGUGAAAUCAGCAGCUUUGACUACCUGACCCGGGAGGAACUGGAAGGGCUCCUGGAGAGAGGGGCCCGGAGCGAAGUGAAAGUCACUCCCUGGCUGAGAAUCAUUGCGGAGAAGUUCCUGUACGGGUGGUGGCCUUACUUGGAUGAAGUGACCCAGUUUGUCUCCUUGUUUGACAAGCAGUUGAGUCUUGGCAUUGAUUUGCAAGGAGCCAUGAGCGAACAACUCAAGAACUAUGGUGGCUUUUGGCUAGCUGCGAUUGGUCCAUGGCUCCGUGACCUCACAAGGAACCAUUGUGAGGAAGGAGAGUGGCCCACCCAUGGAAGGCACCUGCUGGGCCUGGAUCUUGUCCUUAAGCUGCAGUGA